Molecule: messenger RNA, 3186 nt
Organism: Aureobasidium musti
Lineage: Eukaryota; Fungi; Ascomycota; Dothideomycetes; Dothideales; Saccotheciaceae
Source: the annotation of a GenBank genome assembly
AUGUCGUCGGCCGCCAUUCAUGCCGUCGCGCCACAGCAUUUUCAGUCCUCUCCGAAUGCCUCUCCCUCGUCUGCGCGCAGACCGCAGAGCCAAAGGCCGUCCACAGCCAGCGGUCUAUCACAUUUCGACAGCCCCUCUGCCUUAGCCGCCCGUCAAGUAUUCUCAUCUUCGACCAACGCGUCGCCCAACCAGCGAAAGAUCUCUACUGCAUAUGACUCUAUGGAACCUGCCAUGCCUCAACAAGACUACACAUCUGCUCAUCCGCACCUCAAUGCAGACAGCCCGUCACAGGCCCGCCGGAAAGAGAUGGAUCAGCCUUCAGCGCCCAGGCACAUGGUUCCAGACACUCUUCCUCGUGAAGACAGUGCUAUAUUGAGCAGGUUGGUCAUCGACGACCCGCAAGCCGACGUCGCUCGUGAAAGAGCCCGUGUCGCCGAAGCACAGCCCAUCUCCGCCAGUCACCACGAUCCCUCCAUGUCAACUAUGGAGGCCCCCGAAGAAGCUGCUGCACCCCGCCGCCGUCAGGAACACCUCAAGUCAAGUCACCCUAGAAAGGAGACCAAGUUCGGAGAGUACAUCUUGGGACAGACACUGGGUGAGGGUGAGUUCGGCAAGGUCAAGAUGGGAUGGAAGAAAGAGGGGGGAGUGCAGGUUGCCAUCAAGCUGAUUCGCCGUGAGACGCUGGGCAAUAACCCCAACCGUCUCCCCAAGAUCUACCGCGAGAUUUCGAUUUUGCGCGGACUACAGCAUCCCAAUAUUGUGCGCCUGCACGAGAUGGUUGAAACCGAAAGGCACAUCGGUAUCAUCCUCGAGUACGCAUCAGGUGGAGAACUGUUCGACUACAUCCUCAACCACCGCUAUCUUAAGGACAAUGCGGCUCGUAGAUUGUUUGCACAGCUCGUGUCUGGUGUUGGCUACUUGCAUAAGAAGGGUAUUGUCCAUCGCGACUUGAAGCUGGAGAACCUACUGCUGGACCGCAACCGUAAUAUCAUCAUCACCGAUUUUGGAUUCGCAAACACCUUCAGCCCGGAUGAUGAACUCGGCGAGGAGAUCGAGAAUCACCUGAACAACAAGGACUUCGUCUCCAAGAUGGGCUUGGAACACGUCCAAUCGACUGGUCACCGUCGUGGUGAUCUUAUGCAAACGAGCUGUGGUAGCCCGUGCUAUGCCGCGCCAGAAUUGGUUGUUAGUGACUCACUCUAUACUGGCCGCAAGGUCGAUGUUUGGAGUUGUGGUGUCAUCUUGUAUGCCAUGCUUGCAGGAUACUUGCCUUUCGAUGAUGAUCCAGCUAACCCUGAGGGCGAUAACAUCAACCUGUUGUACAAGUACAUUGUGUCGACUCCCUUGACCUUCCCCGAGUAUGUCACGCCUCACGCUCGCGAUCUCCUGCGGCGUAUUUUGGUCCCCGACCCGAGGAAGCGUGCCGAUCUGUUCGAGGUUGCUCGUCACAGCUGGCUGAGCGAGUAUGCCCAUGUUGUCGGUUUCAUAACAAGUACCACGACCACCUCUGCUGACAUUGUCGACUCUGCCAUCCCUACUGAAGACCAAUACGACGUACCAGGACUCGCCCGCAGUGCAUCAGUUAGAGAGCCAUCCAAACCCAGUCAGAUUGCUGUUGUUGGUGGUCUUAGCAACAAGAAUGCCCCCAUCACCGAGACCGAAUCCAAGACACCUCGCGAUGCUAAGCGUAGAACAGUUCAGGUCGAGUACGUUGCUCCUCAGUCUCAGACUGCAAGACAGCAGCCUAUCUCGACAUCAUUGCCAACCAGUGCUGUCUUGGCACAGCCUUCUCCAUCUUCUCAAGGCAAAUCGCGUGCAAGAGGAGACAGCGCCUCUGGUCCUGUGGCUGUCAAUUCUGGAUCAUACGAACCUACACCCAGUGCUCAACGCUCUCAGCAACGACCAGCUACUCAAUCUGCUAUGUCACCCCCUGUUCGUCCCAAUCGCGAGCCUCCAAGAGCAGUUACCGACUCGACUCCCUUCAAUGUUGGCUCUCCUACUUCGAGCGCUCGGCCCACCACCAGUGGCUCGAGAUUGCCAUCGCGUGGCAACUCGUAUGGCCAACCUGCUUUGGCGACUGUUGCUGCCACCAACGCUGAAGGCCGCUUCUCGCAACCCAAACCUUCUAGCUCUGGAUACAUCAUGUCUGGUCAGAACUCACAGGAUGGUUCAAAGAGAAACUCAUACACAGGAAGGCCAGUCAGCCAACAUCUGCCUGCCGACGUCCAGGUUGCUCCUCAGCAGCCUGCAGAAAGACCUGUUCGUGGACAUAAACGUUCUAACACGAUGGAAAGUUUCACUACAAAACUGUUCGGCCGCACAAACUCUCGUCGUCAAUCAGCAACUCCCCAGGAAAUUGCCAACGCUCGUCCGGAGCGUGAGAAGUCUUCGCGCAUGUAUCCUCCCGUCAGCAUGAAGAACACGAUGCCUCAUUCUGGCGAGGAUCUGCCCCGUCCUUCGACCGAAUCGUCCCGUCGCUCCUUCGGCUAUAACCGCAAGAACAGCGAAAAUGCCGGACCUCGGUCAUCAAGAAGAUUCUCCUUCUUGCCCAUGUCUUUCUCCAGAAUGAGCUUCUCUGGCGCAUCUGGACCUGAAGCUGCCGACGGUGGUAGACGUGCUUCCGUCCAAGCCAAUGCUCGCAGUCGUCCUGCUUCUAAGCAAUCACCUGUCAUGGCAUUCGGUCAAGGAAGAAGUCGCUCCCCUAGCCAAAGUACUACCGGCAGCAGUAUUCCUGUGGUUCCGGAUAGCAAUGUUGAUGGCCGUCGUAAGAUGCCUCAUCAACCCGUACGCGGCGCAACUGCGCCUGAUCUCACCAAGAUGCAAGACCCUGGUUUCUCUCAGCAGCAGCAAUUUGCUAGACAACUACAAGAGCAGCAGUACAAUAACUACACCCCUCCUCAGAGCAGCGCUGGUCGACCGAGACAGGAUAACUAUUACACGCCUUCUCAAUCCGCAGAGUCGCAGGCAUCCGAUUCUAUUGCCCAAACACCGCGACAGAAAUACCCGGCCGGUUUCAAUGAGACCGAGCCAGUCGUUUCUAAGCCUCAACAUCGCCAACAAGCAGUGCUGCAGAAGAACCGCAAAUUCGGCGAUGCGUACGAAGGCCACGGAAACGGUGGCAGCAGUGGUGGUGCUCGACGAGUGAUGGACUGGUUCCGUAAGAGAGGCAAAGACAGAAGCAACUAG